AAGGAAGUAGCUUUUAUUCAAGCACCAAUUCAGGUGCCUGUUCAAAAAGCUAGCCAACAGGCUAUCCAAACUUUCGAAAUUAAAGUACAGCUAGAACUUGGUGUUGACUACAUCACAGAAGAGGAGGCAAAAAACCGGAUCAGUCCAAAUGCACAUAAACCCAGAGAGCAAAUUAAGACAUGGGGAGCAAGAUUGCAAAAACAUUGGAAAGAAUUAGAUCUAGGUGUUGAGCCAAUUGAGGCAAAUGAUCUGGAUGAUUGUAAAACACUCUUUCAUAAUCUUGAGCAGUAUGAUCUAGAAGCAGUUAGACCACUGACAAAAGAGGAAUUAGAAGAUAGUCCAGAGGCCGGGCACGAAAAGUCAGAGAAGGAUUUAGAAUUUAGGGAACAAGAAGAAUUGGAAACAGCGCUUAAAAGAAGAGCCAUAGCCAUAAAUCGUGCAAAAGUUUCUAAAUUCCAUCCAGACAAUGGAAGCGAUGUACGAAAAAUGUUAAGCCAAAGAAAACAAUUUAGGGAAAUACUUGAAAAAGAAUUUGACAAACGUGGGCAAUUCAAGUUUGCUUUAUGUUUGCUUACCAAAUUUUUUAUAGAUGAUAAACCUGGAAAUAAAAAACAGGGAAAAAAGAAUUCACGAACUGAAAUACACAAAUCAUAA
Molecule: messenger RNA, 654 nt
Organism: Acaulospora morrowiae
Lineage: Eukaryota; Fungi; Glomeromycota; Glomeromycetes; Diversisporales; Acaulosporaceae
Source: the annotation of a GenBank genome assembly